UUCCGUUUACUCUAACCACGUGGUUGAUAUAUCUGCAUAUCCGGAGAAGAUAAAUCGUUUAUUUCAACCACGUGCUCACAUUUCCUUGCCCUUGCCACUCCUAUUAUCUACUGAACUGGUGUCAGCAGAUAUGAGCCCUGUCCUUCUCCUUGUUCUAAUAUGCCUAUCAGUUCUUUCAAUAAUCAGUUUACCUGCAGAUGCUCUAUUGUAUGCUAAUGGUGAUGUGAGACUCAACAGAAAUGGAUCUGUUUCAAUUGAUAACACAUUAGGAGUCCUUGAGGUGUAUAUCAAUGACGAGUGGGGCACUGUCUGCUCUGAUGGGUUCGGUACUGGCUCUGCAGCUGCUGUUUGUAGACAGUUAGGAUACCUUGACAGUUUAAGCUAUGGACUCCCUUCAAAGUACAAUUUACAAACACCAGUGGGUCCUCCAGUGUUGACUGAUGUACAGUGCCCAGUUGGUAUUGACUAUGCUGCCAGUGGCUAUCUCCAUAUACUGAGGUGUCCUCAUUCAACCAGCAGCACCAACUCAUGCAAUAAUAAUAAUAAUAAUGAUGAUGAUGUCAUUGCUAUUCAAUGCAAUGAAGUUUUGAUUACAUCCAAUCCGUACAAUGGACAGAUACGAUUGGUCAAUGGUCCGAUACAGUCAACUGGUCUAUUGGAGAUAUACUUAUAUAAUGACUGGGGGACAGUUUGUGGUGAAGAGUUUAAUAAAGCAGCAGCUGAUUCAGCAUGUCGGCAGUUAGGAUAUACUGAAUCAUUUAAUUAUACAAUCACACCAAAUUCAAUGACAUCUCCAGUGUGGGUUGAUGAUAUUACAUGUACUGAAUCUGAGAGUUGUUUCAGUACUAAUUGUGUCAAUGAUGAUCAGUCAGAAGUAACAUCAGGACCUUGUGCUGGUCAUGCAAUGGACAUCAGUCUCUCAUGCACUUUUGUAUCAACUGAUGGUGACACUCUAUUGUCUGGUAAUGAAUUCAUUUGUCGUAUCCAUGGAGUUGAUGUCCUUGUUAUUGUCUUGUCUUCAGUAUUUGGAUUCUUUUUCUUGACAUGUCUCUGUGUACUGAUCACUUGUAUUGUUUGUUGUUAUACUGUCAGAACCUGCCCUUUGUAUGCCUACAAGCAGAAGAGGAAGUAUCAAGGACUGAUCUAACUUAUGAACAAGAAAUGUUGUCAGUGUAGCUUUGCUGCUAUUUUAUUAAUUAUUUUUAUUUCUUAUAUUCCAACAUCAUGUAAUUGAAAUUCA
Molecule: messenger RNA, 1240 nt
Organism: Amphimedon queenslandica
Lineage: Eukaryota; Metazoa; Porifera; Demospongiae; Haplosclerida; Niphatidae
Product: scavenger receptor cysteine-rich type 1 protein M160-like
Exons: 7
Coding region: 131-1147 (338 amino acids)
Cellular component (GO): membrane
Source: RefSeq, a predicted model, not a curated record